Messenger RNA from Epinephelus fuscoguttatus (brown-marbled grouper), 4069 nucleotides. RefSeq names its product sulfiredoxin 1 homolog (S. cerevisiae) (gene srxn1). The record is from RefSeq and is a predicted model, not a curated record. The transcript has 2 exons. The coding region runs from base 64 to 489 and encodes 141 amino acids. Gene Ontology annotation, molecular function: sulfiredoxin activity. Gene Ontology annotation, biological process: cellular response to oxidative stress. NCBI's taxonomy places the organism in Eukaryota, Metazoa, Chordata, Actinopteri, Perciformes, Serranidae. Gene Ontology annotation, cellular component: cytoplasm.
CAUCCAGGAAGUGAAGAACUGUUGACACAGGGCUGUGCCUGUGGCUCUACUGUAGCUCGGCUAAUGUUUCGGUUGUGGCACAGCACUAAAACAAGUCGAGUGAUACUGUCGGGUUUAACCUGUAGAAACAUGUCUGCUCAGUGUGACGCUGAAAGCAACAGGUCGAUUCACUCGGACAGCCUCGAGGAGGUUCAUAACAUCCCGAUGAACGUCAUCAUCAGACCGAUCCCCUCGGUGCUGGAUGAGCUGAAAGUUCAGAGUCUGAUGAACACCAUAAAGGACACAGCAGACAUCAGUGUUGUUCCUCCCAUUGAUGUGCUCUGGAUCAAAGGCAGAGAGGGAGGAAACUACUACUACUCUUUUGGAGGCUGUCACAGGUUUGCUGCGUAUCAGAGGCUGAACAUGCCGACCAUCCCGGCCAAGCUCGUCAAAUCAAACAUCUCAGACCUCAGAACUUAUUUAGGGGCGUCAACUCCUGAUCUGCGGUGACGGCAGAGCUGCUUUAUGAGAGACUUUGCUCAGGUGGCUCACACUCUUACACAGUUAUGACUCUCCUGUUAAAGCUGCAGAGCACAGGACUUACCAGCAGGGGGAAAUGUAACUCUUCAGCUAAACACAUCAUGUUUGUCAUUGGAAACCAGUGAAAUGUGAUUUAAAGGGUGAGAGUGUGUGUGUGUAAAUUUGUGUUUCUGUGAAUUCUACAUUUUUACCGAGUUGAUUGUCUGUCAUACAUAUAACCUUCAAAUACCAAUUGCACUGUACUGCACAUAAAAAGUAACUUAAGUUAUCGUUUUCUAGCAGUUAUUUUCUUGCACAUCACAGUGGGGAAUUUCUUUUUGUACAGCAAAUGCAGAUUUUACAUUAGUAAGUGGAUAUAGCUGAGUGACACUACAUAGCAAGGAUCGAUGCAGAUGUUGAGGCUUUUUUCACUGCAGACAUAUUGAAUAAGAAAAGCACAGGUGCUACAUAUGACAUACAUGACAGUAUUCUGAUUUUGAUGCUGGUCAUGUAAACAGCAUAUUACAUUUGAAUAUUUUCAAAUUAGGCCUUUUUACGAAUGUAGUAUUUUCGGGUUUUAGGAGCAUUCUUUGGACAUGUCUACAACGCAUUUGAAAUAUGUGUCAGAUGAGGUUUUUACAGCAGUUUGCCUGUUUACUGUCAGCUCUGUGCGUUGUCAUGGAAACAUUGAACACAAACCAACUAGCCAACAGUUUGCAGGGCUGAAGGUUAGAGAUGCAUGCCCACAAACAAAGACUUUGAUAUCAAAAGGUGUUUGGAUAUGCGCAAAUGUGGCAACGCUGACCUUUUCAAGAAGGUGGUUGAAUGAAUGAAAGACGGAGGCUGUGUUUACACGGUCCAACAAGGCUGCCAGCGAUAGGAAACUUUGAAAAAUCCUCUCUUGACCCAGCUGGCCACCAUCAUCAUCAGACAUCGAUAUUUGGUUGUGACGUCAGCUGACCAAAAUUCAAUGUCAAGCUUACGUCUAAUGCCAUCGUCAAUCUGAUGCAGCAUACUGACGACAGAUGAUGUUGAUAUUUUGUUAGUUUAGCUGUGCUGUUAAGUAGCCAAAAUCCAACAUCUCAUGCCAACAUCAUCUUAACAUAGAAUAACAACAUGUAGUCAUAAGGCAGGGGUCAGUUACCUUUACUGUCAAAAGAGCCAUUUUUGGCCAAAAAGCUCUAAAUAACCUGCCUGGAGCCAUAAAACACAUUUGAGCCUUAUAAUGAAGGUAACAGUAAGACUAAACUCACCCACUAACAUUACUAAUAGAUGAGCAUUUAUGAAUAUGUUUUACCAAAAAGUGACUGUAGUGGGCUAUUUAUGAUUGUUUGGCACUUUAACUUUGAAGGGUUGGCGGCAGUAGGAAACAAAUAUGUCCACGCACUGUUAAAUUCUGUAUCGUCCUCCAAGACUUUUUUAAAUCUAGAAUGCAUAGCUAGCGUAGCAAGGAAAAUCCAAGACAAGCCACCACUAGUGAGGUAUGAUGCAAAUUUAAUUGAUGAAAUGAAAAUGAAAAUGUUAGAAAAUAGCCAUUAUUAAUUUCUAUAUAAUUUUUUGCCAAAGCCACAGGGAGCCACUAGAGAGGGGCGAAAGAGCCGCAUGUGGCCACUGAGCCACAGGUUGCCUACUCCUGUCGUAAGGUAUGGAGAACGGAACUCAACAUACUCAAAACGUCAUAACGUUCACACAACAUGAAAUUCUAACGUGUAAAAUAUCGUCAACAUGAUUUAUAUUACAACCAAAAUUAACGUCUGUCUGACAUAGGAGUCCAGCGUCUUUCUGAUGUCAUAUUGACGUCUGGUGCCAGCAGGGAAACGACAUGUUAGGGCACAUUAUGAGAGUAUUCACGGUUGCGUGUAAAUGGGAAUAUUAGGGCAGUAUUAAUUUUCAUCAGCCAUGUAAACAGCUUACUAGGAGCAUUGUCGUUUUCAGAAUAAGCGCAAAAAACAGAAUAUUUUGUGCAUGUAAACAUAGUCAAGUGUCCCAGUAAGCCAUGACAGCGUGCAGUUAGCCAGCAUGCACAAAACCAGGACCCUAAAACUGAAGCAGCUAAAUGGAAUUCAGCCAUUAUUAAUUUCAGUAUUUACACCUGUGCCUUUUCUGCUGUUACAUGUCAAAAUGUGUUCUGUGAAAAAAGACUCAUUGAAUCCACCAGUGGCUUCUUUCCUUCAAGUGCACCUUUGAGCUCCUUCUCCUGAGCUCUGGGAAAAGAUUUAAAUAUUGUCACACAUUUUAGAUAUUUCAGUCUGAAAUUAUAUCAAACGGCCCCUCUAGUCAAUCUUUUUUUUUUCCCUUCAUGGCACUGGUGUUAAUUUUAGAAAUCAAACACUGUGAAGCUGCUUUGUGUGCAGCAGCAGCAGAAUAUGAGGAAUGUGCAUUAUUUCAGUAACCGAAACCUGCCUGUAAAAGUGCUAAUGAUUAAGGGGGACCAAAUGUUGCAACAGAGUAUUAAAGAUGUAUGAAAUCUCACACGUGGUCAGGUUUGAUUGUGAUGAUUCAGACAGCACAGGGAGGAAACAGAGAGGAGCCUCUGGAGCAGAUGGUUUGCAGAGGGAGUCAGGUGUUACGAGAACAUCAGGCUGACAACUUCUUGUGUCAGAAUGCAAGAUGCUGUCGUGUCUUGCUGAGGCAUAGGUCUUUCUAGUCUUGCUGCUGUCAUCCAGGUCAGUUUUAAAUGAAAACUCGCUUAAACCAAAGCACUUUAUCACUUCCUUGAAGUACCACAAGAUAAAAUAAUUUUACAAACUUUACAAACUAUAAUCCCUGAUGCUUUAAAGGUACAAACAGGUUCCGCUUACAGUCAUCAACAUGCAAAACAAUGAUGCUAAUGGUUUGUUUUGCUGUGAUGAAUAAUGCUGAAGGACAUGUUUGUUGUUGAUUGCAACCUUGAGACUGUUAAAUCAGUUUUCUUGGCCCACCGUCAUGGAGGAAGGAACUACAUCUGCAGAAUAAUGUGAGUAAAGCGUACAUCACAGGCUGCUGCACAAAGACGAGGUCUUUCUGACAUCACUGCCUUCACAAUGCGAGCACAGAGCUGCUUGAUGGUCUCCCUUUGUGGCCAUCGAGGAAAUGAAGGCAGACCUGAGGGCAGCUUUUACCGACCGGCCCUAAAGGACUCUAAAUUUCUCCUCUAAAUCGUCGCGUGUGAGAAGACUUCCUGUGGCUCGCUCACUGUCUGGAAGUAACCAUAUCCUCAAAGGCUUUUUGACACGCAACACCGGCAUGAAAAAAUAUGUUGCACCUGUUGCUUCGGGGAGCGGUUUCCAUGGGUGGUUCAGUGCGCUUUAUCUUUGAGGAUUUAAACACAUCAAGGGGGUUUAAGGGGCUAAGAAGAGGAAGUGUUUGUGGCUAUUUUUCACAAAUGGAUUCUCAUCACAUGCUGUUUUGCAGUUUGAUGUUGUCUUGCUCAGUGAUGACUGGAGAAAUGAACUUAGAGGGACUACUUUGUGUUUACAUUAGAAUUUGGUGAUUCCUUUUUGUUGCCUUAAGCAGGGAUUUGAUUUUCUCUGCUCAGUAUUGUUUCUCUCCUGGAACAUUAGAACAAAAUAUAGUAUUGUUAACAGCUAUA